AUGGCAACAGCACCAAUUAAUUUCAGGGAUAAAGUGGCCAAGACGUAUGCGAUGGCUCAGAGAAUUCACCAAGAAUCAAGUUCUAUUACUGAGCAAGUAGCGCUCGUUGAGAAUCUGCUAUCACAACCACGACAACAAGAAAAUCACCACCAAAACAAUAGUGAAAAAAGCAACAACAAUGUGAACAAGAGCUUUGGAAAACGUCGCCAGGUAAUUCGAAACUCGCUCAUAGCUCACACGAACCAGCUCGUGGAAGCUUUACUGGAAUUCUCUGCGUCAUCAUCCAUUGUCAUUAUCGAGAAGAAAUUCGCCCAAUUCAAUUACAACCAUAACAGCGCCGUUCUUUGUACUAAGAAUAAGACUGAUAAUCGGCAAUCACUUGCCCCCCAACCACUUCCACCUUCUUCUUUACUCCCAUCACACCAGCGACAAGAGCACUGUCGUCACAAAAAAUCGGCUACCACUACCACCAUAACCGCUGUUGCUGCUGCUGGAAAAGAUCGCAUGGAGCUUGUCAACAACGGAGCACCUGUACCACCUGAGAACCACAACAACAACGCGGCAUCAUUAGCAGAAGAACAAAUCCAAAAGCAGCAGCACAUGGUGAUGGAUACGGAUCGCCCAGCUCCCAUCAAGAUGCUUGUAUAUAAGCUCGCUGAGCCUUAUACGUUUCCUUGCCUUAAACUGCCUCUCUACGUAAUGUCUGCCCUCCUCCGAUAA
Molecule: messenger RNA, 720 nt
Organism: Zychaea mexicana
Lineage: Eukaryota; Fungi; Mucoromycota; Mucoromycetes; Mucorales; Lichtheimiaceae
Exons: 4
Coding region: 1-720 (239 amino acids)
Source: RefSeq, a predicted model, not a curated record